Molecule: messenger RNA, 2006 nt
Organism: Chinchilla lanigera (long-tailed chinchilla)
Lineage: Eukaryota; Metazoa; Chordata; Mammalia; Rodentia; Chinchillidae
Gene: Anxa13
Product: annexin A13
Exons: 12
Coding region: 903-1766 (287 amino acids)
Cellular component (GO): cytoplasm
Molecular function (GO): calcium ion binding; calcium-dependent phospholipid binding
Source: RefSeq, a predicted model, not a curated record
AGGGUUCCUGCACCCGCAGGAGGCAGGCCGACGCCCGGGCUCCGGCUUCUUUUCCUUCAGUCCCGGGUGAAUGGGGAAGAUACAGUAGUCGCUUGGGUGUACACUGUCGUUUUUGGAUGACCCAGUGUCCCAAAUAUGUGACCCUGGUUGGCCCAAAAUAGGCGGUUGCAGGCACGUGGCCGGAUCUGAGGGAGAGCCCUGGGCAAGGCCCACAGCUGGCUUCCGGCCGCCGGGAAGAGAAGGAGACCCUGGGCUCACCCGAGCCCCAGCCCGCGGCCAAGCGCCGAUCUGGAGCCCUGCCUCCUCCCAGGUGGCUGCUGUGCCUUUGUAGCACCUUCGAAGAUCCAGAUUCUUAAAACGCAGAGCUUCGCGAGCAGCGUAGUUCAAUAGCUAGUGCAAGUCGCAAAGGCCCAAGAUGAUCUGGCAGUGGCCCUGGCCAGCUUUCAUGCGCAGCCUCUCGGUUUCCACUUUGGAAAAUGCCAAGUUUCUGCUCUGCCAGAUGCCUCCACAUUUUAAAGGCAGAAAACCAACAUAUCUUCACAGGACCUCUACAGCAGAGUGGAGAAAUGUUUCCACACCUUUGUCUGUGUCAGAGGAAAAGAACCUGUAAUUGAAGGAGGAAAAGUCAGCCAUCCAUCCUCUCCUGCCUCAUACGCUUCAGAAAUACACAUUUGCAACUUCUGUGAAGGCUCUACAGUGUGAAUCCCUUUGGUUCUUUGCAUAUGGAAAACCCAUCUCUUCAAUGCUUACCCCAUUUCUCUACUUGGAAAACUCCACAGCCUGUCGCAAUUCAGAUGGAGUUUGGAAGAAUCUGCGUGUGAGGAUGGACAGCCAAAGUGAGAAGUCAUGAGGGGUUUGAUGUGGAUCGAGACGCCAAAAAGCUGUACAAAGCCUGCAAAGGAAUGGGAACUGAUGAAACAGCCAUCAUUGAAAUCCUGUCAAGCAGGACAUCAGAUGAGAGGCAACAAAUAAAGCAGAAGUACAAGACAAAGUACGGCAAGGACCUGGAGGAGGUGCUCAAGAGUGAGCUGAGUGGAAACUUCGAGAAGACAGCCUUGGCCCUCCUGGACCGCCCCAGCGAGUACGCUGCUCGGCAGCUGCAGAAGGCCAUGAAGGGCAUGGGCACAGAUGAAGCCGUGCUUAUCGAGAUCUUAUGCUCAAGAACCAAUAAGGAAAUCAGCGCCAUCAAGGAGGCAUACCAGAGGUUAUUUAACAAGAGCCUUGAAUCAGAUGUCAAAGGUGACACAAGUGGGAACCUGAGAAAGAUUCUGGUGUCCCUGCUGCAGGCUGACCGUGAUGAAGGGGACGAGGUGGACAAGGAGCUGGCCGGCCAGGACGCCAAAGAUCUGUAUGAUGCAGGAGAAGGCCGCUGGGGCACUGAUGAGCUCGCCUUCAAUGAAGUCCUGGCCAAAAGGAGCUACAAGCAGUUGCGAGCCACCUUUCUGGCCUAUCAACUUCUCAUUGGGAAGGACAUGGAAGAAGCCAUUGAGGAAGAAACAUCAGGAGACUUGCAGAAGGCCUACUUAACUCUCGUGAGAUGCGCCCGAGACCUCGAGGGCUACUUUGCCGACCGUCUGUACAAGGCCAUGAAGGGCACGGGGACCGACGAGGACACCCUAAUCAGCAUCAUCAUCACCAGGGCGGAGGUGGACCUUCAGGGGAUCAAGGCCAAGUUCCAGGAGAAGUAUCAGAAGUCUCUCUCUGACAUGGUCAGCUCAGACACCUCUGGGGACUUCCGGAAACUACUAGUGGCCCUGUUACACUGAGCCCAGCCAGAGCAACAGGCACAUGGAAAAACCACCUUUAUGCAGAACACAUUCCAAAUCAAACUUGCAAAUGCGAAGCCAGCACAAGAAACCCUUGGACCUUGUUUAUUUUCUUGACAGCAUAAGCAGUAAAACAAGGCCAAACCAUUUAAAUUCAAGUUGCAUGGGCAGUUCAUCUUGAAUCCUGGCUUAGCAAGUAUGUGGGAUGACUCUUUUUUUUUUUUUUUUUUUUGUCCCAGG